Messenger RNA from Cuscuta epithymum, 1273 nucleotides. Lineage: Eukaryota; Viridiplantae; Streptophyta; Magnoliopsida; Solanales; Convolvulaceae. The record is from the annotation of a GenBank genome assembly.
CGCCCCCUGUAAUUGUCUCAUUUUACCAUUUUUGGAUGUCCCCCUAUUAUUUUCGCAUACCAUAUAUGAUAACAUUUGUGUGGCUCUAAUUCAUUCUUACUUUAUUCCCACUUUAUCAACUCAUUAAUCACAUAAUAUACUUUUUUUUAAAAUCGCAGGACUCCCUUCCGUCCCAAUAUUAGGGGGACAGAGGAAGUACUACACAACUUUUAAUUAAUAUCACUAUAUUGAUUGCUUAUUAUGUCAUAUCAUGAUCGAUACACACUCACACUCACAUCCUAAUUGGUUGACAUAAACUCUUCCCAGCCAGCUGAGGAUUCUAAUGGUGCUGAAUUUGCUAAUACUACACUCAAGAGAAAAUUAAAUGAUAUAGGAAUAUAGGAAUAUAGGAUGAACAUGGAGAGAACAUAGAUGCAACCAAAGUAUUAUAUGAUGAUUGAUUUUUUUGAAAACUUAGAAUGUUUAUGACUUCUGCUACUCCACAUGCUACUUCAAUUGGCAGUAUCAUGUAUAUUAUGGUGUGCACGAGGCCAGACAUUGCACAUGUAGUGGGAGUAGUGAGCACAUUCAUGGGAGAUCCAGGAAAACAACAUUGAAAAGCUGUGAAUUGGAUCUUGAUGUAUUUGAAAGGUACUGUUUCUAAUGCCUUGUGUUUUGAUGGAAAGAGUGUAGAGCUGCUGGGACAUGUUGAUGCAGACCUUAAAUCAAAUGACUCGGAUGGAUCGAGGAGCACCACCGGGUAUGUUUUUACAUUUGGUGGAACGGCAGUUUCUUGGCUUUCGCAACUGCACAAGAUUGUUGCAUUAUCUACUACAGAAGCAGAAUAUGUGGCUAUAACCGAGGCAAGAAGGAGAUGGUGUGGCUUCAGAAUCUACUUGAAGAACUUGGAAAGGAGUACAAGAAUAGCAUACUUUACAGUGACAGUCAAAGUGCUCUCUUCUUGGCAAACAACUCAGCAUUUCACAAGAGAACCAAAAUUGAUCCAAAAUUUUGGCAAACAACUCUGCUUUGGGGUUAAGUUUUACUCUCUAUAAAUACAAGCUCUCUCUUGUAAUCAGUUGAUCCAAAAUUAAUAGCAAUUCCUGGCUUGGUAGCACCCCCAGACGUAGUCCUUUGUGGUGAACUGGGUUACCAAAUUUCGUGUGUUCUUUAUUACUGUUGUUCGUGUUGCGUUAAUUAAUUCUUCAUAGUUCACGGGUGAUAACUGAUUCCUUUUCUCUUCCAAUUUGAUCUUUUCAUCCUCCCAAGACAAAUUAAACGUCCUAACCCAUUG